UAAAAUCUUGACGUUUCCAGUUUUUGUUGUUGCUGUUACUUGUGAUUGAAGUAUUUACCCUUUGUGUCAAAUAAAAAACGAAAUGUCGUCGCCACAACACACGCCCCAAGUCAAAAAACACAAAAAGCACAAAUCGGACAAGAAAGACCGCCACGAAUCAACCGGCGGAUUGAAACUGAUCCUGAAAGUGGGCAGCCAAAACACCCCGGAACAUAUGACCGAAUUCCCGAUGGACGACGACUUGCAAGUGGACCCGAACGAUCCCUAUUCGAUAUCUCGCCACCACAAAAAGUCCAAGAAAAAGAAAAAGAAAAAGGACAAGAACAAGGACAGGGAGAAACGGCACAGGCACAAGGAGAAGAAACGGAAACGGGAGGAGUUCGAAGGUGAGAUCAGUGUCGGAACUAGUACGGACGAUUUGCCGGCCAAUCAGUACGCCCAACCUCUAAGCCCCAGCAGAGACAGAGAGCUGAGGACGUGCGUCAUUAAGAAGAUUCAAGAGAGGACUCCACUGUCGAAAGGUCUGGAACAUUUACUUGGUCUGCUGGAGAAAAAGGACCCGCAACAGUUUUUUGCCUGGCCCGUCACCGACAACAUUGCACCUGGUUACUCAACCAUAAUCACCCAACCAAUGGAUUUCAGCACAAUGCGACAAAAAGUGGAGGAGAAUGAAUAUCACACCCUCAAUGAGUUCAUUGAGGACUUCAAGCUCAUGUGCACAAAUGCCAUGAAGUACAACCAAGUUGAUACUAUCUACUAUAAGGCAAGUAAAAAGCUGUUACAUCAUGGUUUGAAAAUGAUGGUGCCAGAGAAGUUAGGGUGGAUGCUAAACUUAAUUCCGGAGAUAACGAGUCAGGAUGUCGGCUUCGAAAUAACGCCGGAGUUGAGGCAGAUAAGGCCACAGGAUGAGCACGACGAGGAUCAGUUCGGGGAGGUGAAACGAAGGAUGCCGGCCAGCAAAUUCGAAGCUAUUCAAGAUGACUUGACGGCCGAAGAAAUCCUGGUCAAGAGUCAAAUCGCCGCCAGAGAAGCCAAGGCUAAAUUAAUGCAAAGUAAUAAGGGAGCUCCUGGCAUGGGAUUCCUGAAGCAGAAGAAAGAUGGUACCACCCAUUUAAAUAUUCUGAUUGGGGGCGACGGCGUUAUCCCCGGCACCAAAAAGCGGCCCGUCCUCCUCGGCCAACUGACUGGCAAACUGACCGAGGGCACGAGCCAAAUAAGCGGAUUCCGCGAGGAUCGCAGGAACGUGGCCAAACCUGUCAAACCCUUGUAUUACGGGGCGUUUGGCAGCUACGCCCCCAGCUACGACUCGGCCUUCUCCAACUUGACGAAGGAGGAAAGCGACCUGGUUUAUCAGACGUACGGGUCGGACCUUGCGACCCAGUACGCGGAGUCGAUCCAGGAUUACGUUAAGGAUAGUGACUAUGCGACGCAUUUGGCGGACAGUUUGCUGGACCUGUUGACUGGCGGGGACCACAGCAAAACGAAAACGGUGCUGGAGGAGAACAAGAAGCUGAGACAGGAAGAGGAGGCCAUCAAGACUGUGCUCGAGGUCAAACCUAUUGAUGCUGUGAAGAUUAACGUGGACGAAUUGAAGAGUCUUCAAGAUCUUGGAAUCGACGUGAACUUCCUCGACCAAAUGGAGGAGGAGAUUCGGGUGGCCGAAGAACGACACGAGCUCCAACAAAGGCUGGAUUCCAUGGCGCAGCUGCUCGAAAAGCUGCAGAAAACCCAAUACCAACGGCUCUCCCAGCCGCCUCCCUUGCAUUUAAACAAUUGCCCGCCUCCCAACGACGAAGAAAUACAAAUUGCCGACAAUAUAACAGAAAAUUUGACUGGUAUAGCGAAACGGGUGCCACCAGGGGAAAUUGCAUCCGUUGGUGGGAUCAGGAAGGCAUUAGGCAUGGUGCAAGAAGUGGAGGUGGCUGAUCUGGAGAGUGAAUUGAGGCAAUUUUUGGAGAGUGAGCCCAAUUUAUCGCAGAGUCCUUUAAGGGAUGACGACAAAACUAUUGAGGAGAUUUUUAUGGAAUAAGUUUUGUAUUAAUUAGUGUUUUACCUUUGUAAGAUUGUAUAACAAAAAAUAUUUAACAACGA
Molecule: messenger RNA, 2091 nt
Organism: Aethina tumida (small hive beetle)
Lineage: Eukaryota; Metazoa; Arthropoda; Insecta; Coleoptera; Nitidulidae
Gene: Brd7-9
Product: bromodomain-containing protein 7
Exons: 3
Coding region: 83-2029 (648 amino acids)
Biological process (GO): regulation of transcription by RNA polymerase II
Cellular component (GO): nucleus
Source: RefSeq, a predicted model, not a curated record